AUGGAUAACGCAGAAAGAAUAAGAAUUUUGGUAGGUCUAGAAAAUAGAUUAGCAAGAUUCCAACAACCAAACCAAGGUGCAAGAAGAGCUGAGAUCAGGCGUUUACUUGAAAUAGAAAGAAGAAGAGAAAGAUUCAGACAGCUAAAUGAAUCUGCCAAUGGUAACUCAACUGAGCUCCCACCACCACCACCACCACCACCAUCAACCCCACAAAAUGAACUUCAUAGAGACGAGGAUAUGAAGUGCAUUAAAUGUAAUCUCGUUAUCACCGAGGGAUUACAUUCCAAUUUUGAAUGUAAGUGUCAAAAGCUUGCAAAGGCACUUAUUGGUUAUAGAGCUGGUGUUUUAUCAAGUACCCAAAGAAGAAGGGUUAGAAUUUUAAUUGGUAAUAUACAAUCAUUACCAAACUUAAAUUCCACUGGUUUUGGAAAUAAUUCAAACCAAAUCAACAUUGAAAACUUUUUGGAAAAUAUUAAUAAUUAUAAUAAUAAUAUAAAACAAUAA
This is a messenger RNA of Dictyostelium purpureum, 504 nucleotides long. RefSeq lists its product as uncharacterized. Lineage: Eukaryota; Evosea; Eumycetozoa; Dictyosteliales; Dictyosteliaceae. The record is from RefSeq and is a predicted model, not a curated record. Bases 1 to 504 code for a protein of 167 amino acids. The transcript has a single exon.